CAGGCAUCAAAUUAAUCCCCGAAUCCUGAUCCUGAAGUAAUUGAACGGCAAAACGAAGAACAGAAACGCAGCGAAGAAACGAAGGAAAUUCAUCGCGUAAAAUCGAAUGUCACGAGUGAAAUGGAAUGAAGAUAAUAUAGCAGAAAUCGAGGCAAAUAAACCGGUCAGGCAGAAAAUUACUGAACCAAAGACACCGUACCAUCCCAUGAUUGACGAUGAAGAAUAUGUUGAUCCAUCAUCUCCUUCGAGAAGUGGAGGCUUCGGGGAUUAUUUUGAAGAUGCACUGAAUAUACUAGCGACAUCUUCUUCGUUGAAUGAUGUAGGCUCCUCUAGUAAAUCUGGCUCGCAUCAAUCCGGCUGGACAUCAUCUGAUGAUGACACAGAAGCAAUGGAUCAAGGUGAAAAAGAUUCUGAUUCCGAGAGGCGCAGGAGCUUCAAGGAGCACAGGAAAGAUCAUUAUGACGAGUUUCUCAAAAUCAAAGAGUUGCGUCGAAAUGGAUCCCAACUGGAAGACGCUUCUGACGAUGAACCCUCGAUAACUGCCGGUGUCAAAGACAUCGAUAUUGAGGAACCAUCGCGACUGGCAAAUGGAUCUUAAUAUCCGCUCUUUAGAUCCUUGCUGGUGACUUUAAAACUGAUGAAUUCUGUUUUGCAAUUUGUAACAUGGCCACUUCAUUCAGCUUUGGUUUUGUAAGCAAAAAAAUUGAUCUCUACUGGAAUGAUACGUUGGUUGAUAUUCAACAACUUGUCACUUGUAAUGUUAAUCUGUUCGUUAAGCUUAUUUGAAAUCUACUGCAUCUUCUAUUGUUACUGUUAA
This is a messenger RNA of Salvia splendens (bonfire salvia), 817 nucleotides long. RefSeq names its product protein phosphatase inhibitor 2. The coding region runs from base 107 to 598 and encodes 163 amino acids. NCBI's taxonomy places the organism in Eukaryota, Viridiplantae, Streptophyta, Magnoliopsida, Lamiales, Lamiaceae. Gene Ontology annotation, molecular function: protein phosphatase inhibitor activity. Gene Ontology annotation, biological process: regulation of signal transduction. The transcript is spliced from 4 exons. The record is from RefSeq and is a predicted model, not a curated record.